GUUUCUAUGGGAACCGUGGAAUCGCUAAAGAAAGCGCAAAGUUUCGUGUGAGUCCGGCUGGGAGCAGAGAAAGUGCAGUUUGGCAACUUGUUCUUACAUCAAGAUGGAAAGCAGCUUUACUCAGAAGGAUAUGUUAGCCCAGGUUAACCAGUUGUGGAGCAUGCUGGAUGAUAUGGCUGAAAACAGCCCAGAAAGUUACCAGAAGUUCAUACAAAGGCACAUGAAGGAAGGAAAAGAAUUUAUGACCCCUCCUGAGCCCAAUCUGUGCAUUCAUACAAAAAUACUGGAGCCUGAUGAGAAGAUACUAUUUAUAAAUAUCUGCCAAUGGAAUCGAGUCCCUGCUCCUAUGUCUGAAGCACAUCCUGUACCUAUUAGUGCUGGGCAACUGGAAAACUUGUCUGAUGGCACAGUUGUUGCUAUUGCGUAUAACCCAGAUGUGCUGAAGAGAGCUCACCAGGACCAUGUAGAGUUAGACCAGCUUAUACGCUUGGCAAUGAAAUACAUUGAGGAGCAGUACCAAAUCACCCUUUGCCAUUCCUACCAUGUUGCUCCGUUCCAGCUCAAGGGAAAUGCUAAAAGGAUGAAGGAGAGUUUGGAAAGGAUACAAAAACAGCCAGCUACAAACAAAGGCAACAGUAGUUGUGCCACAGAUAACUCUUUGUUGGAAGAGCUAAAAAGCAUUGCUUUGAUAAGAGAAAAGCAAGAAACCAGUCCAUCAAUUUGUAUAACAAGGGAAGAUGCUCCUAAAAGUACAAAGACAAAAUUGAUAGAGGAAAUUUCCAGUACAGACCUACAGAAUCGAGACCUACUACCUAGUCCCUGGCAUGAGAUUUCUGUUACAAAAGAUAAUGCAGGGCAUCCCCAAAGCCUGAUAUUAAAGGUCAAACUCAGGGGAGUCCACUCAGUGGCAGAGUGUGAUUUGAGUGUAUCUAAGGAUGACUUGCUGCUUGUAGUGCCAGGAAGGUACAGGUUGCUGUUAAACCUGCCUCAGGCAGUCAAUGAAGAAACAGUUGCAGCAAAAUUCAAUAAAGCAAACAACAUUCUUCUUGUUACGAUGCCUACAUUAUAGCAUAGACUCGGUUACAUCCUUGGGAGUGCCCUCAAUAUUCAGUUAGCAAGAGGCUUUGUGUCAUCUACCACUGUCAAACGCAGUGAAAAUUGGAGCUCAAAAGGGAUAGUACUGCGCCAGAUUCUUACAGAUGCAGUGUGGCAUCAGCUACAUCGGAGAAUGUUUGUACUUUUUUUGGAACAUUCGGCUGUUGUAGAACUUUCACAACCCCUCUUCUUGGGGGUGCGAUGAUAGGUGUUCUAAAUGUGUAGCACCCAACCACGCACCAAGUUAUAGUGAAGCACAACUGUUUCUAAAUAAAGUGCUACUGAAGGGCCUAUAUUUCCAGUAAUGAAUAUGCCUUUACACAUAGGGACACAUUUACUAAUCCAUGAACGGUCCGAAAGCGUCCGAAUGCGUUUUUUUCUUAAUGAUCGGUAUUUUUGCAACUUUUUCGUUGCCGUUGCGAAUUUGUUGUAUAUUUUCUGCGACUUUUUCGUCGCAGUCGCGAAAAAAUCGUAUUGUUGCACCGAGUACGAAAGUUUUAGAUUCAUUCAAGCUUCGGUAUCAUGACUUUCCUUGGGCCAGGUUGGAGCUGCAGAGUGCCAUUGAGUCCUAUGGGAGACUUUCCUUGGGCCAGGUUGGAGCUGCAGAGUGCCAUUGAGCCCUAUGGGAGGCUUCCAAAAACAUGCAAAGUCGGAAAGGUUUUUCCGCCAUUCAUGAUCGUUCAAUACGAAAAAGUUGAGAUGGCGACGAAAUAUUCGCGCAAAAUACGAAAAAAUUGCGACGUCGACAAAAAAGUUGUGAUGGCGACGAAAAAGUCGCAAAAUUUUCGUUUCCAAUCCAAAUUUUUGCCAUUCGGGAUUCGAAUUCGUGGAUUAGUAAAUGUGCCCCAUAGAGUUCACUUAAUUCACUUUCCAAAAUUCUACAUCACUGCUAGAAAGCACAAAAGUUGUAUUUAUACCUACAUGUACUUAUUUCCUUAUUAAUUUAUGUGUCUUUUUAGAGGUGCUCAAAGUGACAUGGACACUAAUAAAAAAAAACAAAAAACGUCAAAA
Molecule: messenger RNA, 2106 nt
Organism: Xenopus tropicalis (tropical clawed frog)
Lineage: Eukaryota; Metazoa; Chordata; Amphibia; Anura; Pipidae
Gene: pih1d2
Product: PIH1 domain containing 2
Source: RefSeq, marked validated